Molecule: messenger RNA, 2274 nt
Organism: Astyanax mexicanus (Mexican tetra)
Lineage: Eukaryota; Metazoa; Chordata; Actinopteri; Characiformes; Acestrorhamphidae
Gene: ugp2b
Product: UDP-glucose pyrophosphorylase 2b
Exons: 10
Coding region: 224-1750 (508 amino acids)
Biological process (GO): UDP-alpha-D-glucose metabolic process; glycogen metabolic process
Cellular component (GO): cytoplasm
Molecular function (GO): UTP:glucose-1-phosphate uridylyltransferase activity
Source: RefSeq, a predicted model, not a curated record
UCCUGCCCGCUCUGGGCUGCUCCUCGCUCGGUGGGCGGUCCGCUAAUCUGUCGGGCUUCACCGCGGACCGUGACUCUCACAUGCUGACCGACCGAGCGCUCAGAGCGCGCAGAGAGAGAGCAGCCGGACCGAGGCUCGUUAGUCGGGGUAGCGCUGGUUAGGAGGGACCGCGGUUCGGGUGUUCGGGGAGUUCUGGUUCUGUAGGAGAGUCAGAGCAGCAGAGAUGACGCUGUAUGUUGAAGGUGUGAGCAAGUGGGUGCCAGACAGUUCCAUGGCUCAGUUUCAGGAAGUGAUGCGGCAGCAGCUGGAGAGCUCCAUGCUCGUGGAGCUGGAGAAGCUGGUGGGCACGGCCAAAGCGGGCGACGCUGAGAUUUGUAAGAAGGAUUUUGAAGGAUUUAAGAAGCUGUUCCACAGGUUCCUGCAGGUAAAGGGUCCCUCAGUGGAAUGGCCCAAAAUCAACAGACCCCCAGAGGACUCGAUCCAGCCGUACGAGAAGAUCCAUGAGAGGGGUUUGCCGGAGAACGUGGCGGACAGUCUAAACAAGCUGGUGGUGGUGAAGCUGAACGGAGGUCUGGGCACCAGCAUGGGCUGCAAAGGGCCGAAGAGUCUCAUCAGCGUCCGAAACGAAAACACUUUCCUGGACCUCACUGUCCAGCAGAUUGAGCACUUGAAUAAGACGUACAACACUGACGUCCCUCUGGUCCUGAUGAACUCCUUCAACACAGACGAGGACACCCGCAAGAUCCUGCAGAAAUAUGCACACCACCGCGUCAAGAUCCACACCUUCAACCAGAGCAGGUAUCCAAGGAUCAAUAAAGAGUCUCUGCUCCCUGUGGCGAAGGACAUGGGCAUGGUCGGAGAAAGUGCUGAUGGCUGGUACCCCCCCGGCCACGGGGACAUCUACGCCAGCUUCUACAACUCAGGCCUGCUGGAGCAGCUGAUCGCAGAGGGCAAGGAGUACAUCUUUGUGUCCAACAUUGAUAACCUGGGUGCUACGGUGGACCUGCACAUCCUCAACCACCUGGUCAGCCAACCCAACGGUAAACGCUGCGAGUUCGUCAUGGAGGUAACGGACAAGACCCGAGCUGACGUGAAGGGAGGUACUCUGAUCCAGUACGAGGGCAAGCUGAGGUUACUGGAGAUCGCCCAGGUGCCCAAAGCUCACGUAGAUGAGUUCAAAUCCGUCUCCAAGUUCAAAAUCUUCAACACCAACAACCUGUGGAUCAGUCUGGCCGCCAUCAAGAGGCUGCAGGAGCAGAACGCCAUGGACAUGGAGAUCAUAGUGAAUCCUAAGACUCUUAAUGGUGGUCUGAACGUCAUCCAGCUGGAGACGGCUGUGGGAGCUGCCAUCAAAUGCUUUGACAACGCUCUGGGCAUCAAUGUCCCCCGCAGCCGCUUCCUGCCCGUCAAAACCACCUCCGACCUCCUGCUGGUCAUGUCCAACCUGUACAGCCUGGAGGCGGGGUCUCUCACUAUGAGCGAGAAGAGGGAGUUCCCCACCACACCCCACGUCAAACUGGGCAGCUCCUUCACCAAGGUUCAGGAGUAUCUGACCCGCUUUGAGAGCAUUCCGGACAUGCUGGAGCUGGACCACCUGACCGUGUCCGGAGAUGUGACGUUUGGGAAACAAGUCUCACUGAAGGGAACGGUUAUUAUUAUAGCCAAUCACGGAGACCGGAUCGACAUCCCGGCCGGCUCCAUGCUGGAGAACAAAAUCGUCUCUGGAAACCUGCGCAUCCUGGACCAUUGAUGUCAUGUGACCUGGGCACGAGACCACACAACUCCUCCUCCUCCUCGUCCUCACCUGCCCACCUCCUCACCUGCCCUCCAACUCACCACAGGCCCACAAACGGACAGUGCCAGCAACACAACUCCUCACAAUUCCAGACUUUUAUUUUUGUAAAAUUCCAGCUCUUUUAAUGUCUAUUUUUUGUAACAUUCCAUUUUCGGGAUCAGUAUGAAAGCAGAAGAAGUAUGGAAGUUCCUGUACCGCCAGAACUCUGCACCAACUCACACCGUCAUCUGUUUGUUGUUGUUGUUGUUGUUUUUGAACUUUAGAGAAGUUCAGUGUUUCCUGUUGCAGUGCUGCGAGUAGCGACGUUCCGAGUGGUGCCGAGCGUGACCUGAAUCUCCCUCAGCGGCGUUAAAAUGUGAAGAGAAAGGCAAUAAGCUUUUGACCACGUUAACAGUUCCAGCAGUGAGUUCCAGAAGCCACUGUGGAUUCUGGACCCGUAAGUGGAACGAAAUAAAGUGCAAUACUGAACAAACAAGAAA